AGCCUUCUGCAAGCCAGUAGGCAAGUGAUUUACCACUGAGUUUCUUCCUGAACCCAACACUCUUCAAUUAACUCAUAAACAAUGAACUCCUACAUUUCACCGUUGUUGCAACAGACUUGGAUUGAACAAGACAGGCUGGGCCAAGCGUUUGAAGAUGCCUUCAAAGUGCUGACACAGCAUUCGCUUGGAGAAGCUCAAUACUCCCCAGAACAUAAAAAUUGCAUGGCCUACAUUAACCACUACCCGCACGUCAGAGACAAUUCCAACUACUACGGAGUGUUACCCAUAGCAGAAGCACCCUGUAACUGGACAAGUGUCACCAAUGGUUCUUCAGACUUUUAUUUGGAAGGAAGUUUUCAUCAACCCCUGCACAGCAUACCGGGAAGCCAUCUGCUCCAAGCCUCCUUCCUCCAGCAAAAGGGAGGAAAAGUCAGGAGGAAGCUUCGGCUGUUUGAAUACCUUUUCGAGUCCCUGUGUAAUCCAGAGAUGGCGUCUUGUAUUCAAUGGGUCGAUAAAAGCAAAGGUGUCUUUCAGUUUAUGUCAAAAAACAAGAAGAAGCUUGCUGAGCUUUGGGGCAAAAAGAAAGGCAACCGAAAACCCAUGACUUACCAGAAGAUGGCCAGAGCCCUGAGGAAUUAUGCCAGAACUGGGGAGGUCACAAAAGUCCGGAGAAAACUGACCUACCAGUUCAGUGAAGCUCUUCUUCAAAGGCUCUGUUCACCCUACACCGUUUAUUCACAGUGCGCCCUGCCUGACCAGGAAUAUUUCAGGUUAAACCACUAUGGUAACGUCCACACGCAGAGCUAA
This is a messenger RNA of Acomys russatus (golden spiny mouse), 807 nucleotides long. Its product is annotated as transcription factor Spi-C-like. The record is from RefSeq and is a predicted model, not a curated record. Gene Ontology annotation, biological process: cell differentiation; regulation of transcription by RNA polymerase II. Bases 82 to 807 code for a protein of 241 amino acids. Gene Ontology annotation, cellular component: nucleus. The transcript has a single exon. Gene Ontology annotation, molecular function: DNA-binding transcription factor activity, RNA polymerase II-specific; sequence-specific DNA binding. Lineage: Eukaryota; Metazoa; Chordata; Mammalia; Rodentia; Muridae.